AUGGCUCAAUUGUUUUCAAACGCAAGAUCAGAUACAUUGUUUCUUGGAGGUGAAAAACUCAGUGGCAAAGAUAUUCGCAAUCAGAAUGUUUUAGCUACUCAAUCCAUCUCGAAUAUAUUAAAAUCAAGCUUAGGACCAAUUGGUUUGGACAAGCUAUUGGUCGAUGAUUUGAAUGAAAUAACUAUAACUAACGACGGUUCAACUAUUUUGAAUUUAUUGAAUAUCAAUCACCCAAUCUCAAAAAUAUUGAUUGAUCUCGCUAAAAAACAAGAUUUAGAGAUUGGUGAUGGCACAACUUCAAUUGUGCUAAUUUGUUCUGAGCUAUUAAAAAAUGCCAACAAUUUAAUUAAUUUAAAUUUGCAUCCAACGAUUAUAAUCAAUGGAUAUAAAUUAGCAUUGAAGGAGGCAAUCAAUUACAUCAAUACCAACUUAUCUAUUGAUAUUAAUAAUGGCAGUAUUGAUAAUAGCAGUAUGAACAUUUUAAUCAAUGUUGCAAAGACUUCGUUGAAUUCAAAGAUUAUUGGCUCAUCGGAUUUAGAUUCAAAUUUCUUUGCAAACUUAAUUGUUUCAUCAAUCUUAUCAAUCAAAACUAAAACUUCACAAAAUAAGUUCAAGUAUCCUAUUAAUUCAAUCAAUAUUUUGAAAGCACAUGGAAAGUCAAUGUUGGAGUCAUUUUCGGUUAACGGAUAUGCUUUGAAUUGCACAAUUGCUUCACAGCAAAUGCCAAAAAAAAUAAUCAAUCCAAAGAUUGCCUUAUUAGAUAUUAAUUUGCAAAAAACAAAACUAGCUUUGGGUGUUCAAAUUCAAAUUGAUGAUCCGAACAAUUUGGAAAAAAUCAGACAAAUGGAAAAGGACUUGAUUUUAAAUAAAAUCAAUUUAAUCCUAAAAUCCGGUGCUAAUGUCAUUUUAACAACAAAGGGUAUAGAUGAUCUAUGCUUGAAGAAAUUUGUUGAAAAUAACUCAAUUGCUGUAAGACGUUGUAAUAAAAUUGAUUUGAAAAGAAUUGCCAAGUUAACUGGGGGGAAAUUAAUUUCUAAUUUAUCGAAUUUGGAUGGUGAAGAUUCAUUUGAUCCGUCAUAUCUUGGAUCAGCCAAAUCAAUCGAACAAAUUCGAAUUAGUGAUGAUGAAUUGAUUCUUAUUAAUGGAACGUUGAAACAUUCAUCGAGCUCAAUUAUUUUACGAGGACCAAAUGAUUAUACAUUAGAUGAGAUUGAAAGAAGUUUGAAUGAUUCAUUAAAUGUGGUUAAAAGAGUAUUAGAAAAUGAGAAGAUUGUUCCAGGUGGCGGGGCAGUUGAAACUGCAUUAAACAUUUAUUUGGAGAAUUUUGCCACCACUUUAAGCUCAAGGGAACAGUUGGCAAUUGCCGAAUUUGCAAAUUCAUUAUUGGUUAUUCCAAAAACAUUAUGUAUUAAUGCUGCAAAGGAUUCAAAUGAUUUGGUUGGAAAAUUGAGAAGUUAUCAUGCCAAAUCUCAAAAUUCAUUGCCAAACGAUUUCAAAAGGAAAAAUUAUAAAAAUUAUGGGUUGGAUUUAUUUAAUGGUAAAAUUCAUGAUGAAUUUGAGAAUGGUGUUAUCGAGCCAACAAUCAGUAAAGUUAAAAGUUUGAAGUCUGCGGUGGAAGCUUGUAUUGCUAUUUUGAGAAUUGAUACAAUGAUCAAUGUUGAUCCAGAACCACCAAAACAGGACCCUCAUGACCACGAAUAA
Messenger RNA from Ascoidea rubescens DSM 1968, 1701 nucleotides. RefSeq names its product chaperonin-containing T-complex alpha subunit TCP1 (gene TCP1). The coding region runs from base 1 to 1701 and encodes 566 amino acids. The record is from RefSeq and is a predicted model, not a curated record. Gene Ontology annotation, cellular component: chaperonin-containing T-complex. Gene Ontology annotation, molecular function: ATP binding; ATP hydrolysis activity; ATP-dependent protein folding chaperone. Gene Ontology annotation, biological process: protein folding. NCBI's taxonomy places the organism in Eukaryota, Fungi, Ascomycota, Saccharomycetes, Ascoideales, Ascoideaceae. The transcript is spliced from 2 exons.